Castor canadensis (American beaver) is the source of this 3821-nucleotide messenger RNA. The record is from RefSeq and is a predicted model, not a curated record. Lineage: Eukaryota; Metazoa; Chordata; Mammalia; Rodentia; Castoridae.
GAGCAUGAUGAGAAAGACUAAAGUUAGUGUAAAGACCCUGGUGGCCGUCCUUGGCCUUUGGUGACUUAGGCCUAAGAGUGCUCCAGAAAGCCUGGGGUGCUGCGGCCCAGGCCUGAAGCUCCUUUAUGUGCUAUUUUUCAAAGGGCAGUGAAGCUGAGCCUGCUGCUCCAGCCAGCAUGAACCACAGUUCCAGGAAAGGAAGUAGAAGCCAGCUGGCUCCUUGUCAUGGCCUGUGAGCCACAGAUGGACCCCGGUGGGGCUGCUAGCCCACUGCCCACCUCCUCUCCUGGCUGGGGCGCUCUGCCUGGUGGGAGCCCUCCUGGGUGGGGGCAAGAGCUGCACAAUGGCCAGGUCCUCACAGUCCUCCGCAUCGAUAAUACCUGUGCACCUAUCUCCUUUGAUCUGGGAGCCGCAGAAGAGCAGCUUCAGGCCUGGGGCCUUCAGGUCCCUGCUGACCAGUACAGGAGCCUCGCUGAGAGCGCCCUCCUGGAGCCCCAGGUGAGGAGGUACAUCAUCUACAACUCCAGGCCUGUGCGGCUGGCCUUUGCUGUGGUGUUCUAUGUGGUGGUGUGGGCCAAUAUCUACUCCACUAGCCAGUUGUUUGCCCUGGGCAGCCACUGGGCAGGUGUGCUGCUUGUAACCCUGGCUGCGGUGAGCCUGACCUUGACUCUCGUGCUCGUCUUUGAGAGGCACCAGAGGAAGGCCAACACUAAUACGGAUCUAAGGCUGGCGGCUGCCAAUGGAGCCCUCCUGAGACAUCGGGUGCUGCUGGGGUUGACAGACACGAUGGAAGGAUGCCAGAGUGUGAUCCAGCUCUGGUUUGUCUACUUUGACCUGGAGAAUUGUGUGCAGUUUUUGUCUGACUGUGUUCAAGAGAUGAAGACUAGCCAAGAGUCCUUGCUGAGAAGCAGAUUGAGCCAGUUAUGUGUUGUCAUGGAGACGGGGGUGAGUCCCCUGGUGGAGGGGCCUGAAGACAUGGAGGAUACUCCUCUCCUGCCCAGCAGCCCUGAUCCUCAGGAGAGACCACUUAUGCAGACCGAGCUCUACCAGCUCAUCCCAGAAGCUGAGCCAGAGGAAAUGGCCUGGCAGCUGCUGGCAGUGUUUGGUGGCUACUAUACCCGGCUUCUGGUGACCUCCCAGCUCCCCCAGGCAGUGGAGACGCGACACAUGGACUCUGCAAGGCUUCCAUGCCCCUGCCAGCUCAUAGAAGCCCACAUACUGGGCACAGGGUGCUGCCCAUUCCUGGCAAGGUGACCCAGGGACAAAGCCAUUCAUUCAUCUUUCUCCAAGACUGAGAAGUGGGGAGACCUCAGGAGCCUGGGACUGCCAGUGGCCAGCCCAGGAGAGGAGAGCAGUGUUGGAGUGCAUUCCUAAGAGUGUCAGUCGUGUCAGCCACAGGGAUGUUGUGCUUACACACAAGUGUAAGUGUCUUGUUGGCAUCACAUGCUGGCUGCAUCACGUGCUGGCUCACCCCUGGCCUCUGGAGCUGGUGGUUGCUGAGCUGGUCCCAGCCCAGCUACUUUCUGGGCCUCUUGGACCUGUAGCAUGGAUGAGGGACCACUCCCAUCCCCCAUUCCCUCCAGAGACCAGGAGAUGUAGAGGACCCCACAGGGCAAAUCUGUGCUCAAAGCCUGGUCUCAGACAAUGCUCCUGUGCCAGGCACUCAUGUCACAUGGGGAUGAAGCUCAGCGACGAUGCUGCCCUUCAUGCGCAGUCUCUGAUCUGAGUUGUACAACUGCCUUUCCAGUGUGAAGAAGAGAAGCAGAGUCUCAGAAUUUCCUCCGUUCUUAGGUUUUUCUGUCCCAUGUUUUAUGAGCAGCAGUGGCACAGGGGCUUGUUGUCUGCUAGACAGCUACAGAACACAGGAAGACAGGAGGCAGAAGGAGACCAAGGGGAGAUAACCAUAACUGAGGAGUUGGAAAGGUGGGUCCUGUGUGACUCAAAGACUGGUUUUGUUGAAGACAUGCAUGCCUGUGGUUAUAGUUUUAGGCUGAGGCUUAGAACAGUGGUCGAGGUUUCUGACACUAACCUUGUCCUGGGAUGAAGUCACUCUUGGAAUUCUGUGAAGAGCUCAGAGACAUCCAUGUGUUCUGUUUCCAAAAGAGUUUGAAGACCUAUUGUUGCACAGGCCCACAUCCAAAAACCCUGGCCUGGCAUCUGAAGGCUUCCUGCUUCCAAGACCCAGCCUUCAUCUGGAAUUUUGCUUCAUCUCACACAAAACGCCAUUAUAAGUGGAAAUUCUUUCCUGAACUGACAUACCUGUUCUGUCUGUUGCUCAGGCUCUCAUUCAUGCUUCAAAGCCCAGCUUUGUAUCCCUCCUUCAGGAAGUUUUCAAUACACUCAGCUCCGCUGUUUUCUGCCUCUUUUAAAUUCUUGAUAUAGCUGCUACCUGUACUGGUGUUUUAGGUUAUUAAUUCUGUUUUCCUGUGUACAUGCUGUUUUUCUAGCUAGAUUGUAAACUCCUCAAGAUCAAAGGCUGCACCUUACACUUUUUGUGCAUGGUCUAAACCUGUGGCUAGGCGCUUUGCCAUCUCUACAACAGCUUUGACAAAUUGUUUCCCAAAUGCAGUUGAAUGAUGGGACCUGGGUCGUGAUGGACUGGGUUCUGGUCUUGAUCUUCCACUUCUAGCUGUGUAACUUGUGACAAGUUUAUUUCUUUGGCUGGUCUUCCAUUUGCCUGUCUACACGAUGGGGGGAUUGGAUGAUUCUUAAGGGCUCUUUCAGGCCAAAGUUGUGAUAAUUUCCAGCUGAUUCUACUGUUUUCCCUUUAUCUGCAUUCAGAAAAACCUCCCAAUCUCUGCCCCAACCGAGGUGGCCAGGGCUUAGAGAGAAGCCUGAUCUAGUUAACAGGAGAUCUGGAUUCUUGUCCCAGAUCUGCUGCUUCCUGGCUUUGUGUGACCUUGACUAAGUCCCUUACUCUUUCUGAGUGUCAGUUUACUCCUUUAUAAAGUGGUCUGCUGAACCUGAAAUGUUAUAAUGUAGGUGACUUGCCACAUAUGAAACAAACCUGACUAUUUCUUUCUCUGUGCCAGGGAAGAGGAGCCCCUGGAAAUUGCCACUGUAAGCAUCUCUAGCCAAGUCUGAGGGCAGCUUUGCUCAAUGAAAUUAUUCACCAAGGCACUCACUGUCUUUCUGACCUGACAAAGGAAUUGUCAAUAUGCAUGUGAUCAAGAGAAGCCUGUGUUUAUCACCCAAUCAUAAAACCCUAUUAAGCUGAAUAGCAGAAUAAAAAAUGUGUUUGUAAAAUAACAGAAUAACAGUUUUUCAAUUUUAAGAUCUACUUACAGAAGCCAGAGGCCUUGGUGUGGUCUUUCUAUUUCUUCCCCUAGAACUUCUGAUGGUCUCACCUGGUGGGUGGGCCACAUGGGAUGAGUACACUGUACAUUUCUCUGUGUCCAUAAAACCCCUAUGAUCUCAUCAUGGGGCUCCCAUCUGUUUCACGAGGUUGCUGUGAGGAUCUGACACCUGAUGCGCCUAGAUCUUAAGGCUCUGUGUCAUUUGGAGGCAGGUGAGGGUGGAUAUGGUGUGACAUUGUAACGUGGAAGUAAAGACCACGCGCAUUGCUUGGAUUCUAUAGUCACAGUUACUCAAAUCCAAGUUCUGCUGCUUGGGAGCAGUGUCCUUUCUGGGUCUCAGUCUUCAUCGGUAGAAUGUGGAGAGGUGAGGAUUGAUACAAAAAAGUGUUCAGUGCUUGCAGCUUUGAGUUAGAAGCUUGAGUAAGAAUUCAAUAUGCUGUUGUUUUUCUUUAAAAAAAUUCUCAUUGUUUUGUACACAGUAGAUACCGAUUUAUAUUUUUGUUAUCUGUGUUAGACUCAGUUACU